Messenger RNA from Trichosporon asahii var. asahii CBS 2479, 891 nucleotides. RefSeq lists its product as uncharacterized. Lineage: Eukaryota; Fungi; Basidiomycota; Tremellomycetes; Trichosporonales; Trichosporonaceae. Gene Ontology annotation, cellular component: NuA4 histone acetyltransferase complex; Rpd3S complex; nucleus. The transcript is spliced from 6 exons. The record is from RefSeq and is a predicted model, not a curated record. Gene Ontology annotation, biological process: regulation of DNA-templated transcription; chromatin organization. Bases 1 to 891 code for a protein of 296 amino acids.
AUGCUCACCAAUGCAGAAGGAUCUCCUGUAUCCGUCACAACUUUCUCAACAGCUUCCUCAUCUGCCGACUCCACGAUGGCUGCCAGCAAUAGCCAGAAUCCCAACCACCAGCCGAACCAGUUCACGACGGACGAGUAUGUUCUUGCAUACCACGGGCCCCUCCUGUACGAAGCUCGUAUCCUCCUCGCCGAGAACUGGAACGAGUCAAACACGCUUCUGGGGACGACUGGCCCCCAUUACUUCAUUCACUACAAGGGAUGGAAACAGACUUGGGAUGAAUGGGUACCCGAGAUGCGGUUGCUCAAGUUGAACGAGGCUGGCUUUGCUAAGCGUCGUGCGCUCCUGGAGGCGCAGACUAAGAAGAAUCGACCGGUGGCGGCAGCGGCUGCCGAAGCGCUGGCACCUCUCGGCAAGGGCAAGGACGCAAAGGGGAAGAAGGGAGAGAGCAGCAGGAAGCGUACGCGCGACGCUGGGUUGGACACGCGUCCCGAGGUGAAGAUCGUCAUUCCUCAGGUGCUCAAGCUUCAGCUUGUCGAUGAUUGGGAGAACGUUACAAAGAACAACCAGUUGGUCACUCUUCCUCGCAAACCGAACGUUCGCAACCUACUCGAUGAGUACAGGGCACGAUCAACUGCUCUUCUGGACGAGAUCAUUGCCGGCAUAAAUCUCUACUUCGACAAGGCUCUGGGUAACAAUUUGCUGUACCGCUUCGAACGUGCGCAGUAUGUUGAGCAAAAGAGGUCAGCCGGGGACCGACCCAUGAGCGAGAUCUACGGUGCCGAGCACCUGUUGCGCCUGUUCGUCAACUUUGGACCCUUCAUCGCCUAUACCAACAUUGACACCGAGUCUCUCAACAUUCUGCGCGAGUACAUCAACGACAUUAUGAAGUAG